AUGAAUCCCUACACCGCGCCCUCCAUUGACGAUGAGCCUGGGGUGGAUGCCCCAGGAGCUCAGGCUCCUGGAUCUGCUAGCUCCAUGAGUGCCAUCACUGGCAUGAGUGGCGGAUCUACUAGCUCCACAAGUGCUGCUGCUGGCACAAGUGGUGACGUCAUUAUGUCUGGGACCAAUACCAUCACUUCUCCUCCUCCCCUGUCUAGUGCUGCCACUCGACCAACUAUCUCUACAACCUCCAGUACUGGAAAGCGCUCACACAAUGCCACAUCCAUGUUCCAUGAUGAUGUGGCCACAUUCGCAUCCACAGUACCUUCAUCGACAUCUGAACUGCCACAACAAUCUGAGGCUCGAGCGUCAAAGAAACAGAAGUCGCGUGCAACCCAGUCACGCGCUGACAGUGGCCAAUCUGCAAUGAUGACCAGCGCUGCAAGAGCAGCCAAGAUCACGCCAGCUGCAGCUGUUGUGGGCAUGCAAGGGUCCAUCAAUCGUCUCACCGAUGUGAUCGAGAAGAAUAUGGUUACUGAUGCGGAAAGGCUGGAGAAGCAGAGACACACUGCCUUGCAUAUCUUGAACGGGGAAGACGCAGACUACUAUCUGUUGCAGGAGAGGGUCAUUGUCAUGCACAUGUUUGCAGAUGACCCGGCUGUCACCGACAUAUACCUUCAAAACGAUGACAAAGACAUGCGGUAUGCAUUCAUCCAGCACAUGAUCCAGUAUAGAUUUCAGAAGGUCCCGCAAGCACCACAAGUGCCAUAUGUCCGUCUGCAGUUGUAA
Suillus fuscotomentosus is the source of this 777-nucleotide messenger RNA. RefSeq lists its product as uncharacterized. The transcript has a single exon. The record is from RefSeq and is a predicted model, not a curated record. The coding region runs from base 1 to 777 and encodes 258 amino acids. NCBI's taxonomy places the organism in Eukaryota, Fungi, Basidiomycota, Agaricomycetes, Boletales, Suillaceae.